Molecule: messenger RNA, 4423 nt
Organism: Motacilla alba alba
Lineage: Eukaryota; Metazoa; Chordata; Aves; Passeriformes; Motacillidae
Gene: ANO6
Product: anoctamin 6
Exons: 20
Coding region: 165-2903 (912 amino acids)
Biological process (GO): chloride transmembrane transport; calcium activated phosphatidylserine scrambling; calcium activated phosphatidylcholine scrambling
Cellular component (GO): plasma membrane
Molecular function (GO): chloride channel activity; protein dimerization activity
Source: RefSeq, a predicted model, not a curated record
GGUGCCCGGCGGGGCGGGGGCGGCUCCUCCUGCCGGGAAGGUGCCGGUGGCCGCCCCGCCGCCCGCCCCCCGCCGCCGCUCCGCCCCCGGGGCUGCCAGCGCUCGGGGCGGGCUCGCUCCCCGGCGGCAGGGGAGCGGGCGCGGGGCGCCGCAACUUCGGCAAGAUGAACGUGGAGAACCAGGAUGUGCUGCUGGAUCUGGAGGGGGAGGAGGAGGAGGAGGAAGAUGAUGAUAAUGAUGAUGGGGAGAUCGUCUUGGAACUGAACCAGGUGAUUAUUCCUACUUAUGGAACUGUGCCGGACCAGCAAAACCUUCAUACUCCUGAAUGGGUGGAUUUUGAUGAUAAGCCUGACUCCUUGUUCUUCAAAGAUGGGCAGCGAAGAAUUGACUUUGUUUUGGUGUAUGAAGAUGAAAGUAAAAAAAUGACUCAUAGGAGGAGUGAUCGUAAAAAGCAAAAGAGGAAGCGACAAGUAUACGAAUCAAACCUGAUAAACAAUGGCUUGCAACUAGAAGCGACGAGGUCGGUUGUGGAUGAGAAACUUAUAUUUGUGAAAGUGCAUGCACCUUGGGAAGUGCUGUGCACGUACGCCGAGGUUAUGCACAUCAAAAUGCCCCUGCAACACAAUGACCUGAAAACCCGAAAGUCAGCUUUCAACUGGUUCAGUAGACUCUUCAGGGUGGACGAAAAUAUCAUCAAACCUGAGCAAGAGUUUUUCACUGCCCCUUUUCAAAAGGAACAUUUGUCCAACUUCUACAUCCAAGACAAAGACACAUUUUUCAAUCCUGCAACUAGAAGCCGAAUUGUUCAUUUUAUCCUGUCCCGUGUGGAAUAUGCAACAAAAAAUAAUGUGAAAAAGUUUGGCAUUAACAAAUUACUGGACACUGGGAUCUACAAAGCAGCAUUUCCCCUUCAUGAUUCAAGUUUUAGGCACCUGUCGACUGAUCCCAGCUGCCCAAGUGAACGGUAUCUCCUCUACAGAGAAUGGGCUCAUCCUAAAAACAUUUUCAAACUGCAACCCCUGGAUUUCAUCAGGAAAUACUAUGGAGAGAAAAUUGGGAUCUACUUUGCUUGGCUGGGCUUUUACACAAAUAUGCUGACUGUGGCUGCGGUUGUAGGAGUUGGCUGUUUUCUGUAUGGAUUCCUGACAAAGGACAACUGCACGUGGAGCCAAGAAGUAUGUGACCCCAACAUAGGAGGUAAUAUCAUAAUGUGCCCUCAGUGUGAUCAAGCAUGUACCUACUGGAACCUCACCAUCACUUGUGAAUCAUCCAAGAAACUCUGUAUAUUUGAUAGCUAUGGAACACUGGUGUUUGCAGUAUUUAUGGGAAUAUGGGUUACCUUUUUCUUGGAGUUUUGGAAGCGACGGCAGGCUGAACUGGAGUAUGAAUGGGACACAGUUGAGUACUUAGAGCAAGAGGAGCAAGUUCGCCCAGAAUAUGAAGCUCGCUGCACUCAUGUAGUGAUGAAUGAAAUCACACAGCAAGAAGAACAUGUGCCAUACACUGCAUGUGGGAAGUGCAUGCGGAUGACUUUCUGUACAAGUGCCAUCUUCUUCUGGAUCCUUUUGAUUAUUGCUUCAGUUGUUGGAAUCAUUGUCUACAGGCUCUCCGUUUUCCUGGUGUUCUCUUCAAAGUUGUCACAGCACCUCAGUGGAACGGAGGCGAUCCGCAAGUACCUGACUCCGCAGACGGCCACAUCAGUAACCGCUUCCCUCAUCAGCUUUGUUGUCAUUAUGAUUCUCAACAUCAUCUAUGAAAAAGUGGCAAUCCUGAUCACUGACUUUGAACUUCCAAGGACACAGACUGAUUAUGAAAACAGUCUGACCACAAAGAUGUUCUUGUUCCAGUUUGUCAACUACUAUUCUUCAUGCUUCUACAUAGCCUUCUUUAAGGGUAAAUUUGUAGGUCACCCUGGAAGUCCAGUUUAUUGGCUAGGAAAGUAUCGCAAUGAAGAGUGUGAUCCAGGUGGAUGUCUCCUUGAGCUCACAACCCAGCUUGCCAUCAUAGUGGGAGGAAAAGCUAUCUGGAACAACAUUCAAGAAGUUCUUCUUCCUUUGGUCAAGAAUCUAAUUGGAAGAUAUUCUGCAGCUGCUAGAUCAGAAAAAGUUGUUCCACGUUGGGAACAUGAUUAUCACCUCCAACCCAUUGGAAAACUUGGACUAUUUUAUGAGUACCUUGAAAUGGUGAUACAGUUUGGCUUUGUGACCCUGUUUGUGGCGUCGUUCCCCCUGGCUCCUCUUCUGGCUCUAAUUAACAACAUGCUGGAAAUCCGGCUGGAUGCGUGGAAGCUGACAACCCAGUUCAGGCGCAUGGUUCCACAGAAGGCACAAGACAUUGGGGCCUGGCAACCCAUCCUGCAGGGCAUAGCCAUUCUGGCCGUGGUCACCAAUGCUUUGAUCAUUGCUUUUACAUCUGACAUGAUUCCUCGUCUGGUUUAUUACUGGUCCUUUUCGGUCCCUCCUUAUGGGAGUCACAGCACUCACACUAUGGAGGGGUAUAUAAACAGCACACUUUCUGUCUUCAAUAUAUCAGACUUCAAGAAUGCAAGCAAGCCUUCUUUCCCCUGGUUCGGGAACCAAACUACAUGCAGAUACCGGGAUCUCCGCUACCCUCCUGGUCACCAGCACCAAUAUGAGCACAACAUAUACUACUGGCAUGUCAUUGCUGCCAAGCUGGCUUUCAUCAUCGUCAUGGAGCAUGUAAUAUACUUUGUGAAGUUUGUUAUUUCAUACAUAAUUCCGGAUGUAUCACAGAAGACCAAGAGCAAGGUCAAACGAGAGAAGUACCUCACACAGAAACUAUUACACGAGAAUGAUCUCAAAGGUGUGAAAAAAACCAUGGGCAAAAUAGCUGACAAAAUCAUCAAAGGAGCAGACAGCACUUUCCGACCUAAAGAUGAAUAAGUACUUUUUCAUAUGGAAUAACAGGACUUGGACAACUUAUACCUGUCCAGAUAUUACUAAUAGCUAUCAAGCACUUUGGAUUUACUAAACAUUGUUUCUUGCAACUCUUACAUGCUCAUUUACCAGUUUCCCUUGGACAAAUGCAACCACUGCAACACAGAUAAGAGUUAUCAUUUUUUAACAGCUUUUUAGGACAUAUUAAAAAAAAAAAGGCAAAAAUUAUUUAUCCUCUUAAGAAGAUGCAGAUUAAUUCCCAAGCACCUAGGCUGCUUUCUACUUUUCUUAGGCAUCAGCUAUUAGAUAACUGGUCUAACUUCAAUAAACCUUAAGAACAAGAAUAAUUGGAUAUAAGAAUAUCAUCGCAUCCAAUGAAGGAGUUUUGACUGUCUGCUAACGCAGACCUCAGCUAUACAAUGAAGAGGAAAAGCCAAAACAUGAAGGAAAAAGAAAGAAAAUACAACUCAAAAUCCCACUUUUAAGCCAUUGGAAUUGACAUACUAAGCAUGGUUGUUUGCUACUCUGAAUUGGCUAUGCAUACUGAGACUUAAAUGGAUAACAAGAUAUUUCAAUUAAUCAUGGAUUGGAUCACAAGAAGCAACAGGACUGUAAGCCCAUCCUGUUCAUCAAUCUCUGUGUAAACAGGAGAAUUGCCUUUGAAAUCAAUGCAUACAAACUGACCUUACAGCACGCCAAGUGAGUAGAAACUCAGGCAUUUUAUCUUUCCCCAGUCAAUGUACUUUCAUUAGUUCACUCGCCCAUUCUGAGCUAAAUGCUCAUAGCCUUGAAGGUCUCCUACCUGUAAAAGCAAUAAGUGUUAAAAGUCUUUUCACAUGCCAAAUCAAUAUUUGUGGAGGGCUGUCUUUUGCAUUUCUCUCAGGCCAGAACAUGCUCUUCCCUGAGGUUUUGACAUAGGACAAAUGUGCAGCUGAACAUUUUGAUACAACAUUGCAUGAUAAAAUGAAUUCUGACAAGACUAUGAAUCUAUUGGAAUUGGAGAUUGGAAUAAACCAUUUAAUAGGCCUUAACCAUGCUGUGAAGCUUUGAAUAAUAUGGAAGGAUUUCAGAGGCGUGGAGGCAUGUGCUACAGCCAUCAGUCAUCUUCAAAUCAGGCUGCCAAUCUGCCUGCUUAUUUUGGCUCCAGCUGCAAACUGGGAAUUAGGGAAUUACAGAUUAGGCACAUAUGUGGAGGGUUAUUUUGUGCCUGAAGGAGUGAUAUUGCAGAUUAUUUACUUGCUUUCUCUUUUAACAGUUUUAAUGAACACAUUUAUAUCAAUUAUGAAAACCAAAACCUUUUAAAAAAAGAAAAAUAUGCCUGUGCUCUAUAAACCAGGUGGUUAUGUUUGUUAUUUUGUACUCUUCUUAAAUGCAAUAGAUAUGUAGAAUUUUUAGGCAGAUUAUUCAUAUAGCUUUUUAAGUAUGAAGUCCAUUUGCAGAAACUAAAUAGCAUUUGGAAGAUGCAUUUUAUCCAAUCAAUAAUCAGAAGGAAUUAAACCUAUGAAUUUUGCAGCAAAAUCUCCAAA